Fibroporia radiculosa is the source of this 1428-nucleotide messenger RNA. RefSeq lists its product as uncharacterized. The transcript has 6 exons. The coding region runs from base 1 to 1428 and encodes 475 amino acids. Gene Ontology annotation, cellular component: ubiquitin ligase complex; cytoplasm. Gene Ontology annotation, molecular function: ubiquitin conjugating enzyme binding; zinc ion binding; ubiquitin protein ligase activity. The record is from RefSeq and is a predicted model, not a curated record. Gene Ontology annotation, biological process: positive regulation of proteasomal ubiquitin-dependent protein catabolic process; protein polyubiquitination; ubiquitin-dependent protein catabolic process. Lineage: Eukaryota; Fungi; Basidiomycota; Agaricomycetes; Polyporales; Fibroporiaceae.
AUGGCAGCAUUGAGACGCCCGGAUCAACUGGACGAAGAAUAUCUCACAGAGUGCGUGUCUUUGCAAGAGGAGGAAUGGGAAGUUUUGGAGUCCAUAUACCCGGAAUGUGUAUCCAGUGACAUGGCCAAUGGCAAUGUCAAGCUCGAGAUACCCAUCGAGUUCCUGGAGCCGAGGUCUAUCGCCGUAGUCAGCGAUCGUAGCUUGCCUGCCGCGAAUGGUACUCUGCGUGCAUCAAGUGCUAGCCGGUCUGGACCUUCGCACUUGUCGCUGUCUACAUUGCCCCCAUUGCUACUAGACGUGCUGUUGCCGCCCUCCUACCCGUAUCGUCCGCCGGUGAUUGCAUCACUACAUGCCACUCACUCGUGGUUCACGCUUGGUCUGGACUCGGAAUUGCAGAAGAAGCUGCUAGAAAUGUGGCAGGAUGGGGAAGGAGUAUUGUAUGCUUGGGUUGAAUGGAUCCGCGGAGGCGAGUUGUUUGCAGCGCUGGAUCUUGUCUCAACUGUGGACGGGGAAGAAGUUAUCCGGCAUAAUACCACAUCCAGCGCCACAUGUACAUCGUAUAUAUGUGAGGUCUGCCUCACGUCCAUCAAGGGCGCGCGAUGCAUCCUCCUGUCGUGUUCACACGUGUUCUGUCGUGCUUGCUUGGAGGACUUUUGGAAGCUGUGCAUCACGGAGGGAGACAUUGGGCGCGUGGGCUGUCCAGACCCGCAAUGCAUCAAAAGUGGACGGGAGGCAAAUGAGGAAGAGGUGCGAAGAGUAGUUACAGAGGAAGAGGUUCGGCGAUGGAAAUGGCUACGAGAGAAGCGCGAGCUUGAAAAAGGCAAGUCUGCUGGUAGCGAGAUGACGGUGGCGCUAACAAUCACAGCAGAUCCGACCAUCAUUCACUGCCCCAUGUCAUUCUGCCAGAGACCAGUCCCCAAGGGAAACAACGUUGAGGAAGGGACCGGCUGGGAGCGAUUGCGGACAUGCCCAGAUUGCGACUAUUCAUUUUGCGCAUAUUGCAAACGUACAUGGCACGGACCACUCUCUGAUUGUCCGAUCUCGGUGACGGAGACGUUCGUGCUGGAAUACCUUGCACUGCCAGAAGGCUCUCCCGGGCGACUCGUGAUGGAGCGGCGAUUCGGGCCAAAAAACAUCCGAAAACUUGUGGCAAGGUAUGAGGAGGAACGGGCGAACGAGCGGUGGCUCGCGCAGAGCACAAUGGCGUGUCCGAGCUGCCAUGUUCAUGUAGAAAAGUCGCUGGGGUGCAACCAUAUGACGUGCGCAAAGUGCAAGCAGCACUUUUGCUAUCGGUGCGGGGAGAAACUGCAGGAGAGCAACCCCUACGAGCACUUUUCGACACCGGGGCGGCAGUGCUACUCGAAGCUGUUUGACUUUCAAAGCAUCGAGGACGAGUGGCAGCCAGUGGAGGGCUUCGAUCUGUUGUAG